AUGACCGCUUUCACUCGCCCCACAAGCGACCUCACCAGCUUCGCCAUCUUUGCCGACAUCUUCGACUCCUGCAUCGCCAACAGCGACACCUGUUCAUUCGUUCCCACCGCCUCCGACCACAACGGACUUCUCGGCGACCACCUGGAUGAUCAGAACUCCCUGGAGAAGGAGGACGACAAUGACGAACUCCGCGAGUCAAACCGUCGGUCACAGAAUAUCACACGCGUGUACAGUCCGUUGAGAUGCGUCUGCAAGAUAUACUCGAUGAGGAAGAGGAAGAAGGAGCGUUGA
Molecule: messenger RNA, 291 nt
Organism: Zymoseptoria tritici IPO323
Lineage: Eukaryota; Fungi; Ascomycota; Dothideomycetes; Mycosphaerellales; Mycosphaerellaceae
Exons: 1
Coding region: 1-291 (96 amino acids)
Source: RefSeq, a predicted model, not a curated record